Messenger RNA from Saprolegnia parasitica CBS 223.65, 1824 nucleotides. RefSeq lists its product as hypothetical. Gene Ontology annotation, cellular component: mitochondrion. Gene Ontology annotation, molecular function: malate dehydrogenase (decarboxylating) (NAD+) activity; NAD binding. The transcript is spliced from 6 exons. Lineage: Eukaryota; Oomycota; Saprolegniomycetes; Saprolegniales; Saprolegniaceae. The record is from RefSeq and is a predicted model, not a curated record. Gene Ontology annotation, biological process: pyruvate metabolic process; malate metabolic process. Bases 40 to 1824 code for a protein of 594 amino acids.
CAGAAAUCCAGCGACUGGAGCCACUUCCAACCCUGCAUCAUGCUGCGCCAGACGCUCCUCCGGUCGCGGACGCCUACGCGGGCGCUCACGACGACGCGGACGCUCCUCGCACCGUACGAAGCCGACGACGAGUACAGCUCGGAGAACAUCACCAAGGUCAAGAAGUACCAGCCGCCGGUCCGCGCGGGCAAGCGUGGCAUCGACAUUGUGCAUGACCCGCUCUACAACAAGGGCACGGGCUUCAAGGCCGUCGAGCGUGACCGCUUGGGCCUCCGCGGCCUCGUGCCGCCGCGCCGCCUCGUCAUGAAGACGCAGCUCGAGAAGCUCUACGACCUCUUCCAGCAAGAGCCGGACCCGCUUCGGAAGAGCAUCUUCCUCUCGGAGCUCCAGAACCGCAACGAGACGCUCUUCUUCCGCCUCCUCAUUGACAACAUCGAAGAGAUGGCCCCGGUGGUCUACACGCCCACGGUCGGCCAAGUGUGCCAAAAGUUUGGCUCCAUGUUCCGUCGCCCGCGUGGCAUGUACUUUAGCUCGGCCGACCGAUCGCAAUUCGCGUCCAUGAUGUACAACUGGCCGUGCGACGACGUGGAAGUCAUUGUCGUCACCGACGGCAGCCGCAUCCUUGGCCUCGGGGAUCUUGGCGUCAACGGCAUGGGGAUCCCGAUCGGGAAGCUCGCACUCUACACGGCGGCCGGCGGGAUUGACCCGAAGAAGGUGCUCCCGGUGGUUCUUGACACGGGCACCAACAACGAGUCGCUCCUCAACGACCCGUACUACAUGGGCAUGCAGCAUCGCCGCCUUGAAGGCGACGACUUUUGGAGCAUGAUCGACGAGUUCAUGCGCGCCGUGCGUCACCGCUGGCCGCGCGCGCUGGUUCAGUUUGAAGACUUUUCCAGUGACCACGCCGCCGACGUCCUCGCCGCGUACCGUCUCAAGCAGCUCUGCUUCAACGACGACAUUCAAGGCACGGGCGCGACCGUGCUGGCGGGUGCGCUCUCGGCCUGCGCCCGCGUGCAGACGCCGCUGAAAGACCAGCGCAUCGUCGUCUUGGGUGCUGGCAGCGCAGGUCUCGGUGUCUCGACGACGUUGCUGCAGGGCAUGCUGCAGGAAGGCGUCGGAGUCGAGGAGGCGCGUCGCCGCUUCUACGUCGUCGACCAGCACGGCCUCAUGACGACGGCGCGGGACGGCAUGACGUCGGGCCAGACGUUCUUCGCGCGGAGUGACCUUCCGGACAAGACGUCGCUGGUCGAGCUCAUCAAGCAAGUCAAGCCGACCAUGCUGCUCGGUCUCUCGGCGGCCAAGGGCGCCUUCACCAAGGAAGCGCUCACGGAAAUGGCCAAGCACGUCGACAUGCCGAUCGUGUUUCCGCUCUCGAACCCGACCGCAGUCGCCGAGUGCACGGCGCAGGAGGCCUACGACUGGACCAACGGCAAGUGCGUCUUUGCGAGCGGAUCGCCGAUGCCGACGGUGCGCUUCAACGGUGCCGACUACAACGUGAGCCAGUGCAACAACAUGUUUAUCUUCCCCGGUGUCGGCCUCGCAGCGGUCGUCUGCGGCGCGAGCCGCGUCACGGACCGCAUGCUCUACGCAGCCGCCCAAGCGCUUGUCGACUGCAUGUCGCCCGAAGAAAUCGCGGCCGGCCAAGUGUUUCCGAGCGUCCGGAAGAUCCGCGACGUGUCGCUUAAGGUCGCGACCGCCGUUGUUCGGUGUGCGGUUGAAGACGGCAUUGCAACCAACCCGCCGCAGAUUCGCCGUGGCGCAUCUCUUGAGGAGUUUGUCGCGUCCAAGAUGUUCUUGCCCGUCUACCGCGCGAUCGUCGAGUAG